This is a messenger RNA of Nerophis lumbriciformis (worm pipefish), 720 nucleotides long. The record is from RefSeq and is a predicted model, not a curated record. NCBI's taxonomy places the organism in Eukaryota, Metazoa, Chordata, Actinopteri, Syngnathiformes, Syngnathidae.
AUGGUGUCCCCUCACCCCUUUUUAACAACUCUUUAUGCUUUGUACAUUUGGAUGUUUGAAUACACCACAGGCAUGGGCUGUCCUCCACAGAAGACUCUUAUGAACGGGAAAUGCUGUGAACUGUGUCCUCCAGGCGAAUAUCUAAAGGAGUUCUGUACAGAAACAACUGAAACUGUCUGCCAACCUUGUCCUGACAACUCGUUCUCUGGACAACAUAAUGCUUUUGACAGAUGUGAGGAAUGUCAGGCGUGUCAAGGGGCUUACCAAGAACGUGAAAAGAAAUGUUCUCCAACCACAAAUGCAAAGUGUUCUUGUCGCCCUGGUUUCCUGUGUUUCGAUGAUGCGUGCUCACAAUGCAUGGAAAAUCCGUGUGCUGCUGGUGAGAAGGUGGUGAAGACAGGGCUAAUACCGCAGUACAACUGCCAGCCAGCAUGUCCUGAUCAUGAAUAUUUGGAUGAAAUGAAUAUCUGCAGAAAGCGGAUACAAUGCAACAAGGAAGAUCUUGCGAAGCAAUUUCGAGGAAACAGAACACAUGAUGCAAGCUGCCAUAGAAACGUUAAGAUAGUCAAUUCGGUGCCGUGCUGGUGGCUUGAUCCUAAUGUGGCUACCGUCUAUUGCUCCCACAACAUUCCUGAAUGCAGGGCUCCCAGACAGCUGGGCAAAUCCUCUGCCAACUGCAUCCAGCUCUCCAGCCUGGGGGAAUGCAAUGGCACGCUGUAG